CCGAAGUCAAUGAGGCUUCAGGGACCGCGUCCCACCACUUUUCCUUCUGGGGCUCUGCAGCUGGGUAAAGGGAGCUCGAGUCUCCGCGUCCAGCAGAGGCCUCCUGUCCCACUCCUCCGCCUGGAGGCUCCGUGGGGACCGGCGCCACCAUGGGUUGGGUAGGCAGAGGAUCGGAGCGCGUUGCCCACUACUUACCUGGCAGCUGCGUCCCGGUGCCGGGGCAGUUGGCGGCCGCGGAGUAGGAGCGACCAGCUACCACCAGGCCACUGUUCAGCUACGCUUUAACUGGCGGCACCGGCUCAGCUCGCGCUCUCGGCGUCUGGAAGGGUCUCGUGGGCGGCUCCCGGCUGUGGGCCUCGGGACUGGACCCCGCGGACGGGCGGGGAGCACGGGGCGCAGACGUGGUGCGGUCGCAGCAUCGGCUCAGUGCGCGCACGUGUGCGCUGGGCAGCACGGCUCCGGCUGCUCGGCUCUGCCCACCAAGGGGCCCGAGCUGUUGGGACCCCGCCCAGCCGCACAAGCCCCACAGGUUAGGGCGCUGCGCCUUCAGCCACCCUAGGCGGCUGGGCGACCAGGAGGCCAGAGGGAGGGCGCCGGGGAGGCGGAGUCCGGGAGGACUGCCCCAGUCGCCGGGAUAAGAGCGCGGCUGGAGGCUGUCCCGAGUCCGGCGUGUUGGUGGGCGGUGGCCAGGUCAUGUUGCUUGUGCUGCUGAGCCUGGCCGCGCUAUGCAGGAGUGCCAUGCCUGGAGAGCCGACUAUUCAGUGUGGCUCUGAAAAUGGGCCAUCUCCAGAGUGGAUGAUCCAACACAAUCUGACCCCAGGAGACUUGAGGGACCUCCGAGUGGGACUUGCUAAAACUAGUGUUGCAACAGAGGACUAUUCAAUUUUGAUGAACAUAAGCUGGAUGCUCCGGGCAGAUGCCAGCAUCCGCUUGUUGAAGGCCACCAAGAUCUGCGUGACGGGCAAAAACAACUUCCAGUCAUAUGCCUGUGUGAGGUGCAACUACACAGAGGCCUUCCAGAGUCAGACCAGACCCUCUGGCGGCAAAUGGACCUUCUCCUAUGUUGGCUUUCCUGUGGAGCUGAGCACGCUCUAUCUCAUCGGGGCUCAUAACAUCCCCAAUGCAAAUAUGAAUGAAGACAGUCCUUCUUUGUCUGUGAACUUCACCUCACCAGGCUGCCUAGACCACAUAAUGAAAUACAAAAAAAAGUGUAUCAAGGCAGGAAGUCUGUGGGAUCCCAACAUCACUGCUUGUAAGAAGAAUGAGAAGAUGGUUGAAGUGAAUUUUACAACCAGUUCCCUUGGAAAAACAUAUAUGGUUCUUAUCCAACAGAACUCUGUAAUUGGGUAUUCUCAAGUGUUUGAGAACGAAACAAAGCGAACUUCGAUAGCCAUCCAGGUGACUGGGGAAAGUGAAGGUGCUGUGAUUCAGGUGACUCCGUAUUUCCCUACCUGUGGCACUGACUGUAUCCGACACAAAGGGACUGUGGUGCUUUGCCCAAAGAUAGUUGUCCCCAUCCCUCUGGAUAACAACAGAAGUGUGCUAGGAGGCUGGCUGCCUUUGCUUCUCUCAUUGCUGCUGGUGGCCACAGUGCUGGUGUUUGGGAUCUACCUAAUGUGGAGGCAUGAAAAGAUCGAGAACCCUUCCCUUCCUACUACAAUGCUACUGCCUCUCAUUAAGGUUCUGGUGGUCCACCCAUCUGAAAUAUGUUUCCAUCACACAGUUUGUUACUUCACUGAAUUUCUUCAAAAUAACUGCAGAAGUGAGGUCAUCCUUGAAAAGUGGCAGAAAAAGAAAAUAGCCGAGAUGGGUCCCGUGCAGUGGCUAACCACUCAGAAGAAAGCAGCAGAUAAAGUAAUCCUUCUUUCCAAUGAUGUCAACGCCAUGUGUGAUGAUUACCUGUGGCCACAUUGAGGUGGUCCCACUGAGAACUCUCAAGACCUGUUUCCUCUGGCCUUUACUUUCUGCAGUGAUCUGAGCAGCCAGACUCAUCUGCAAUACAUGGUGGUCUACUUCAGAGGGGCUGAUCACAGAGACAACUACAGUGCUCUUCAUGUCUGCCCCAAGUUCCACCUCAUGCAGGAUGCCACCGCUCUCCAAACACAACUUCUCCGUGUCACACAGCACGCGACAGUGGGGAAAGGGUUACAGGCCUGACCACAGGCAGCUACUCCUCCUUGUAGCCCAACAAGGGCAAGACAACAAGCCUUCCGACCCAACCAGUUUCUGGAGAGAGCUCUGUGAUGACUCUAAAAUUCACUACCCAGGCUGCUGGGAAGGCUUAUGUAUAUACACUUGCUUUAGAAUCAGAAUAGGGAAAAUCAUAACAGAACACAGGGCUUAGAUUAGUCAUUAAGAAAAUGUUGUGCUGGUAAAAUUUUUACAAAUGUCACUAAUGGAACAUUAAAGAAUUGAAACUACAUAUAUAAUUAAAGCCAAGCCAAUUGCAUACCAUCAAAUCAAGGAUAGUUAUAAUUGAAAAAUUAUUAUCUGAUAAUACUGUGCUAAAGCCAGCUUUCAGCCAAAAGUCCAGUCUUGAAUAACCCAUGCCUUUAACUAUAGUUAGAAGUGUUUAGUUCUGUAACAUCUAGGUUCAAUUAAUGAAUUCUAAAUUUAAGAUCUCACUAAUUCACUCAGUAGUUUUCUUGGAGAAAACCCCUCUGUUACACGCAGAAAUCCUUAUUUUUAAAUUAAUUUUUUGGUACUGGGGAUUGAACCAGGGGUUUUCAAUCACUGAGCCACAUCCCCAGCCCUUUUUAUUUUAAAUUCUGACACAGGGUCUUGCUAAGUUGCUCAGAGCCU
This is a messenger RNA of Sciurus carolinensis (gray squirrel), 2802 nucleotides long. RefSeq names its product interleukin 17 receptor B (gene Il17rb). NCBI's taxonomy places the organism in Eukaryota, Metazoa, Chordata, Mammalia, Rodentia, Sciuridae. The record is from RefSeq and is a predicted model, not a curated record. Gene Ontology annotation, molecular function: interleukin-17 receptor activity.